AUGCCAAAAAAUAAAAAUCAAACUGAAAAACCGUAUUAUAAAAAAGAAAGAACAAUUAGUGAAUAUAUCACAGAAAUGUUUAAUAAUUUAGUGCCUUUAACUUUACCCGAAAAUAUGGGAGAACAAAGCAACUCAGACACUACACAAAGUCAACAAUCACAAGGAGAUCACUCGGUAUUGUUAAAACAAUACGAGUCAAUGGCAAAGAGACUUGAGGAACAGCAACAAGAACUCGAUCAUCUGAAAUCCAACAACGUUCUUGAAUAUAUUCGUAAGGAAGUAAACUACUUAAAACCAUUCAACGGCGAAGAACAAUAUUCAAUUACUUCAUUCAUCAGAACGGUGGAGGACAUAAUCAACGACAUCAACCCAGAAUCUUUCAUGUACAAACAUAUAAUUAAAAACAUAUUCAAUGAGAAAAUUCAAGGAAACGCUAAAACCAAAAUAUUGGACAUCGAAGAUAGCAGCGACUGGGUAAGAAUUAAAGAAAGAUUGAAAAGCGGGUACAAACCAAAAAUCCAGGUUACAGAAAUUUCAGCAGCAGCAUUUAAUAUGCGGGUAAGUAGUAUUGAAGAAUUAAUUACACAAUUUGAUAAUCUUAGAUGUAAAGCAAACGAGUUAUAUUAUUUCUCUGAAAAAAAAAAUGUAGAAGCUGGACCAGAAAUAAUUGAUCAUAUGCUGGUCUUAGCUAUUAAAAGAAUGAUUGGUGGUAUAGGACAAAGAUUUGUUAGAAACAUAAGUAAUUACCAAGAAUUAAAAAAUGAACUACUUGAAUUGGGUGAUUGCGGGGAUAUUAUUAGAAAUGAAUUUAGGAAACCAUUUAAUAGAUCAGAUAGUAAUAAUAAAAAUUUUAGAAACCAAACCAAUAUAAGAAACCCUGGUUAUAAUAGAAACUUCAAUUAUAACUCAAAUAACCAAGUUAGGAAUCAUACAUUUUUUCAAAAUCAGGCCAAUCAACAGAAUCUUAAUAGAAUUUAUAACUCAAAUCAAAAUACAAAUCAGUUUAGGGAAAGAUAUAAUUCAGACGGACAUUUUAGAAAUUAUAAUAAAAAUUCAGGACAAUUUAGAAAUAGAACGAAUUCAGGACAAUUUAGGUAUAAUAGCAACUACAACAAUAAUAGUAAUAUAACUCAAGUUGAACAAAGUAAUAAUGGGGGUGGUCCACGUGAUGAACCCAUGGACGUUAGCAAUAUAGAACACGAACAAAUAAAUUUUCAAGAACAGCCUCGGGAAACGGACUCCCCAUAG
Messenger RNA from Condylostylus longicornis, 1248 nucleotides. RefSeq names its product GATA zinc finger domain-containing protein 4-like. The transcript has a single exon. NCBI's taxonomy places the organism in Eukaryota, Metazoa, Arthropoda, Insecta, Diptera, Dolichopodidae. The record is from RefSeq and is a predicted model, not a curated record. The coding region runs from base 1 to 1248 and encodes 415 amino acids.